GCAGAAGGCAGAUCAGCAAACCAGAGAAGAUAGAACAUAACUGAGCCGACCUUCGUGGCAAUGGCAAAUAACAAAUUCCUCACCGUUGUCCUAUUUGGGUUUUUUUUCAGCCUUGCUCCAGCACUUGCUGACAGCACAGUGUCUUGCUAUAGGAUUGAGCCAGGAACAAUAGCAGGCAUCAUCUGUGCAGAUGUGGUGCUGACCCUUAUUAUUGUCGUUGUAACAUACCGAUGUGCCAGUUUUCGGCGUCAAAAGAUAGAUAAUGCUCACAAAGUGUAUAUGAAUGUCCGGGCCAACUGCAAGAGCUAAAAGGAUGGUGCAGUGCAUGAAAACACUUUCAACUUUCUUGUAGAAAACUGUUUACCUUUUUUAAAGAAAUCUUCUCUGAAAAUUAAUUAUACAAAAGAAUCUUUAACUAUUACAUUUUAAGUUAACAUGAACACAUUGUUUUACACAUUUUAUAUCUUACUUCUUAGCCAAUUGUACUUAGACUUCAACCUGUUAAUUCAUACUACAAAAAAUAAAUAAAAGAGUCUCAUAAAUGGGAUUUCAUACUCAUACAAUGUGGACUGUGAUUUUAAAUAUGUUACAAAGUUAGAUAAGAUGUGUUUCAGUUUAUUUAGUAGAGACUUUGAAAAAGGCAGUCCAGUUUUAUCUUUAUAGUACCAUUUCACAGCAACAGUUGCCUGUUUAUUGUAAAAUAAGGACCCUACAAUAAUACUGUAUUUUUAUAAUAAUAAUUGUGUGUGAUAAUAAUAAUUGCAUAUGGUUAACAUUCAAAUACACUGUUAAAAACCAUCAAGGAAACAUUUGAGCAAUCUUAACUUUAAUUUUUGCUCUGAUUUUGUAUAAUCAGCCCUCAAACCAUUGUUACAGCAUUUUGAUUACAAAAAAUAAUAUACAAGGAGUAUUUUAUUCACGGACAUCAGAUGUGUGGUUUAAAUCUUCCUUUAAUAUUUUUCAGCAGUGUUAUUUAAUGUUAACUAUAAACAAUUUUGACACAGAUUGUACUGGAGGAUACAGCACCCCCUGAAGGUGGGUAGUGGUAGCAAACUAUCUAAAUAGUUUAACCGGGACAUGGAGAUGUUGUGCAAAUGUUCAUAUUAUAUUUACAAACUGUAAAAUGUAUAAAAAGUAAUGCUUAAAAAAAGCACAUUAAUAAAAGAAAGCUAA
Molecule: messenger RNA, 1173 nt
Organism: Neolamprologus brichardi
Lineage: Eukaryota; Metazoa; Chordata; Actinopteri; Cichliformes; Cichlidae
Gene: hcst
Product: hematopoietic cell signal transducer
Biological process (GO): regulation of immune response; positive regulation of phosphatidylinositol 3-kinase/protein kinase B signal transduction
Cellular component (GO): membrane
Molecular function (GO): signaling receptor binding; phosphatidylinositol 3-kinase binding
Source: RefSeq, a predicted model, not a curated record